Messenger RNA from Neltuma alba, 567 nucleotides. Its product is annotated as P34 probable thiol protease-like. Lineage: Eukaryota; Viridiplantae; Streptophyta; Magnoliopsida; Fabales; Fabaceae. The transcript has a single exon. Bases 1 to 567 code for a protein of 188 amino acids. The record is from RefSeq and is a predicted model, not a curated record. Gene Ontology annotation, molecular function: cysteine-type peptidase activity.
AUGGCUUUCUACUCUAGUAUGUCUCAGUUUCUUUUUCCCUUGAUCUGGUAUUCUAUUCUGAUAUGUCUCUCUUCAGGAUUCCCUACCAGUGAAUCAUCAGUUUCCCCUUCAAAGGCUGAACAAGACUUUGAAAUGUUCCAGCAAUGGAUGGCGGAGCAUGGAAGAGUCUACGCAAACUCUGAAGAGAGCAACACUAGAUUCCAAAUAUUCCAAAGAAAUCUCAAGUACAUCACUGUGACAAAUGCCAAGAGAUCCAAUUCCUCUGGUGCCGAUCGUUUGGGACUCAACAAGUUUGCUGAUAUGAGUCCUGAGGAGUUUAAGAGAGUGUACCUCCAUCCCCUGGAGGUUCCGACCACCAUCGCGCCAGGUACCUCGAGGUCGGGACAUAGGCAGCACAACAAUACAUGUGAAAAUGCACCUUCUUCCAUGGAUUGGAGACAGAAAAGAGUGGUGACUCCUGUCAAAAACCAGAAAAGAUGUGGUGAGUUGCUCUUGUUUAUAUAUUUUAUUGAAGAACGUAGAGUUAAAAUACAUGCUAUAAGAGAAGAACACAAAUUCGAAUUCUGA